Molecule: messenger RNA, 1686 nt
Organism: Anthostomella pinea
Lineage: Eukaryota; Fungi; Ascomycota; Sordariomycetes; Xylariales; Xylariaceae
Source: the annotation of a GenBank genome assembly
AUGGUGUUCUUCCUGGACUAUAUCCAUCACAGACGGGACUGCAAGUUCAAGCAGGAUGAGAGAGCAGAAAGGCUCCGAGCACUGACCCGAUAUCGUGGUCCCUUCACUGCUCUAGACAGGGAGAUCGUUGACAAGCCAAUUGAGGAGCUUGUUCAAGAUGUCCACAAGGGUGAACUUCAGCCCGCGGAUCUUCUCAGCACGUACGCCAAGGUCGCGUUGAAGGCCCACGAGAAGACAAAUUGCCUCACCGAGGUUAUGAUCUCGGCCGCAGAGGGCUGGGUCCAUGAUGGUUCAAUCAAUAUGAAAGGCCCCUUGGCUGGCAUCCCCGUGAGCUUGAAAGACACCAUCAACGUCGGCGGCUUCGACUCGACCGUGGGGUUCAGCAGCUUCGUGGGUAACAAGCAGACACAGGACGGUGGCGUCGUUCGCCUGCUCAAGGAUGCUGGAGCUGUGCCCUAUGUCAAGACCAAUAUGCCCAUCACGCUACUGAGCUUCGAGUCCACGAACGAUGUCUGGGGACGGUGCACAAACCCCUUCAAUAUAAAGUACUCGCCCGGUGGAUCGACCGGUGGCGAGGCAGCUCUUUUGGCUCUGGGUGGCAGGAUCGGCAUUGGCAGCGACGUGGCUGGCAGUGUUCGAGCUCCUGCUCACUUCUCUGGCAUCUACAGUCUGCGGUGCUCGACCGGACGGUGGCCCAAGGCCGGCUUUGCGACGAGUAUGCCAGGCCAAGAAGGGAUACCCAGUGUCUACAGCCCCAUGAGCCGGACCCUCAACGACUUGACCUACUUUACGCGCUCGAUGAUCGGCAUGCAACCCUGGAAGUAUGACCACUCUGUACACCCCUUGGCCUGGAGGCCUGAGGUCGAGAACGAGUACGCCACGAAGAGCAAGUUUCGUGUUGGUGUGAUGAGGACCGACGGUGUCGUAGACCCAAGUCCUGCGUGUCUCCGAGCCCUCGAGAAAACAGAGGCGGCCUUGAGGUCAGCAGGCCACGAGAUCGUGGAAAUUGACCCGCCAUCACCUUAUGAAGCUCUGUAUCUCGGCGCACAUCUACUAAACGCCGAUGGUUGCCAGAUGUUCAAGUCGUUCUUUAGGUUCGGCGAGUGGAACGACGAAGGAGCUCACCAGAUGGACUGGCUGAUGAGACUGCCUCGGCCGUUCAAGUACGUGUACUACCUGUGGGUGAAGUACGUGCGCAGGGACGACAUCUGGGCUGGGCUUGUCCGGAACUGGCAUCAGAAGACAGCCUAUGAGAACUGGCAGCUCGUUGCUCAGCGGGAGGCAUACAGGGGCAGAUGGUUUGACUGGUGGAACAGCGUCGAUGUUGACUUUCUGCUGACCCCUCCGAAUGCGACGCCGGCUGUGCCGCAUGACGGCAUGAAGGAAGCCGUGAGCAGCUGUGGCUACACGUUCCUCUUCAAUGUGCUGGACUACACGUGCGGUUGCAUUCCUGUGACUCAUGUUGACAAAGGCCUCGAUAAGCUUCCGCCUACUUUCAACAUCAAGAAGUUGAACGGAGUUGCGCAGGGUGCCUACAAACUGUAUGAUGCGGAGGCCAUGCACGGUCUCCCGGUUGGAAUCCAGGUUGUGGGCAGACGGCUAGAGGAGGAGAAAAUGCUGGCUAUCAUGAAGAGAGUCGAGGACGCACUGGGCAAGGAUAAGUAUAGGCUGCUUGGUAUAGAUUGA